Funneliformis geosporum is the source of this 260-nucleotide messenger RNA. The record is from the annotation of a GenBank genome assembly. Lineage: Eukaryota; Fungi; Glomeromycota; Glomeromycetes; Glomerales; Glomeraceae.
GUCUAACUGCAAUCGCAGAUUCAUGUCAUAAAUUAGAAUGUUUAAAUAUUUCUAAUUGCACAGAGUUUUCUGAAAUAUCAAUUUGUAAUAUUAUUCGUUCUUGUCUAAGACUCCAGCAAUUUGACAUUUUCUUUUGUGAAAUUACUGAUAUAAUAAUCAAAGAAAUUGCUAGAUCAUAUCUUAAUUUAAAAUAUCUUAAUCUGGAAGGAUAUGAUAAUAUUAGUAAAGAAGCCAUAGAUCAGUUAAAUCCAAAUAUCCAU